Molecule: messenger RNA, 1489 nt
Organism: Drosophila takahashii
Lineage: Eukaryota; Metazoa; Arthropoda; Insecta; Diptera; Drosophilidae
Gene: NimB4
Product: Nimrod B4
Source: RefSeq, a predicted model, not a curated record
CUUGAGCGUUUCGGUGGCGCGCCACAAAUAAAUCUGUCCCAGAGUUGAGAUGUCGCCGCUUCUGCGCUCAUUGUGCCUGAACUCGGUGCUCCUGGUCCUGUUCCUCUGCGUGCUGCAGGCGGUGGAGUUGCAACUGCACGAGCAGCAGUUGCAGCAGCAAAAGGACGAGCUGUUGCGUGUGCGCGAGGAGCAGCGUCAGCGGGAUCAGCAGCGGGAGCACGAGGCCCUCCAGCGACGCCUCUCGUCCUCGACCACCAGCCGGAAGCCCUAUAUUAUACCCAAUGGAUUAUCGCUUCCCCGGCGGGGUGAACAUCCGGAGAAGUGCCGCCGGGAAGUGCCGGCCGUGUUCUUCCAGUACGACAAGGAAGUAAAGAUCGUGGGCAACAGCACCACCAAUCAGAACUUCACCGAGAUCGAGGUGUGCUGCAAGGGCUGGCGGCGCUACGAGUACGAUUGGAGCCAAUGCGUCCCCGACUGCGGGGAGCGGUGCCAGGAGAACGGCUUCUGUGUGGCCGGUGGAAUCUGCCAGUGCUUCACGGACUUUGUGCUGGACUACCGCAACAACUGUGUGCCCACCUGUCCGCUGGGCUGUCCGCAUGGCCAGUGCUACCUGAACGGGACCUGUCACUGCGAUCGGGGCUACGAGCUGGACGGAUCGCAAAAGUUCUGCCAGCCGCAGUGCAAUGCCACCUGUGGCCACAACGAAGUCUGCUGGGAGCCGGGCAAGUGCUCCUGCGCCGAGGGCUAUGCCCGUGGCCUGAGGGAGUCCGCGGCCCUGGGCUGCCAGCCUGUCUGCAUUCCGGACUGUGGAUAUGGACACUGCGUCGGGCCAAACCAAUGCGAGUGCUUCCCCGGCUAUAAGAAACGGGCAAACGGCAUUUCCUGCGAAGCCGAGUGCUACAAGCGCUGUGAGAAUGGCUUCUGUGCGAAUACGACGACGUGCGUGUGUCAGAAUGGCUAUCGCUAUGACCAGAACACGACGAGCUGUCUGCCGGAUUGCGGGGACAACUGCGAGAACGGGGUUUGCAUCUCGCCGGGGAACUGCCGCUGCUUCAAGGGCUACGUCCGGAAUCGAGAGAAGUGCGAGGCGGUCUGCGUGGGUGGAUGCGGCUUUUACGGCAAGUGUAUAGCCCCGAAUGUGUGCGGAUGUGCGGUGGUCCCGGGUCCGGAGAGAACCUACCAGCGAUGCAAGUACGGAUUGUGCAACGCCAUGGGACGAUGCCGCUGCCAGGUGGGAAUGACGCGCUUCAUCGACCGGUGCAUGUCCCCCGAUACGGUCACCACCUACGCCUCCAUGAAUCCCAUCAAGGUGAACGCUUCGCUGAUCCAGGAGUUCAAUCUGCUGCUCGGCAGGCACUUCAAUUUAACCCCUCUCACAGACACUUGGUGGCUGUGAGAUAAGGGUUCUUCGGUUCCCCUACUAAAAUACUUUCAUAUUUUCAGAGUCACAAAGAAAUCAGUAAUAAAUACUCACAUACAUUUCUCAAAA